AUGUCUGACGCCGCGAGAAAGCCUUUGAGCGACCAGGCUCAAGAGAAGCUCACUCCCGACUCCCAGAAGUCGUACACCGACAAGGCCAAGGAGGGUGCCACCAACACUGCCGACGAUGUUGCCGGACUCGUGCAGCCAGGUGACAGCAAGUCUACCACCCAGAAGCUCUCCGACGAGACCUCAAGCAAGACUAGCUCCGCCCAAGACUCUCUGUCCGGAGCCACGAAGAACGUCCAGGAGACCGCGUCCAACAUCGGGAAGAGUGCUCAAGACAAUGCUGGUGCUGCACAAGAAUCCAGCAAGGACUAUCUGAACCAAGCUCAGGAUGCUGCCUCCAAUACCGCUCAGACCGCCCAAGAGACUGCUUCCCAGUACGGUCAGAAGGCCAGUGAGACUGCUGGUGCCGCACAAGAGACUGCUUCCCAGUAUGGUCAGAAGGCCAGUGAGACUGCUGGUGCUGCACAAGAGACAGGUAAAGGCUACGUUGCGCAAGCCCAAGAGGCCGCUGCCAAUGCUCUUAACACCGCCAGCAAGGCUGCCGCAGACCUCGCUAGCAGCAUCUCCGGCGAGCAGAAGAAGUAG
This is a messenger RNA of Cladophialophora carrionii CBS 160.54, 582 nucleotides long. RefSeq lists its product as uncharacterized. The record is from RefSeq and is a predicted model, not a curated record. The transcript has 4 exons. The coding region runs from base 1 to 582 and encodes 193 amino acids. Lineage: Eukaryota; Fungi; Ascomycota; Eurotiomycetes; Chaetothyriales; Herpotrichiellaceae.